CAAACCAAUUUAUAGACACCGAUCGACUUUGCUGUUCCAUCUAUUUGAAGGUUGAAAAAUGAAACUUAAAAAUUAGUCAGUUGUCAACUUCUCGUGAUUAACACUGUGUACUUCUGAGUGAAUCCAUAUUAUUAAAAAAAAAUCAGCAUCGAAGCAUAAACCAACCUGAUUAGAGUGUUAAUUUAUUAAGUACAAACGUUGUGCUAUAAAAUUUAUAACCAUGUGUGCCUAUUCUAUUUGACUUUUGUAAAAAUAUUAUCAAUAAUUUAAUCAGCUUUCACGAUAAUUUCCAUUGUUUUAAAAGUGGGUUUUUAAACAGCUUAAAUAAUACAUUACAAUACUGCACAAGUAUGACACAUUUAGUUAGUGGCCGUGCUUAAAGUUUUUUUUGGAAUGACGUUGAAUCAAUAACCAGGACUGAAUAAGUUGUUGACAUUGGUUCACACAUGGGAACACACUGAAUAUUUUAAAUUGUUAGCUAUUUAAAAAAAAAUAUAAAAUGGGGAAGUAUACAGGAAAGAAAUGCCGUUUACUAUCUAUGUUAUGGCUAACAGGAAGCUUUUUCAUAGUUGAGUUAGUUGUUGGAUAUGUUACAAAUUCCAUGGCAUUGGUAGCAGACUCCUUUCAUAUGUUGAGUGAUGUUGCGGCUCUUGUCAUUGCUUUUCUCUCAGUAAAGAUGUCACCGAAGAAAUGGUCAAAGAACACGUUCGGAUGGGCGCGCGCUGAAGUGCUCGGUGCCUUAGUUAAUGCAGUCUUCCUUGUGGCACUGUGUUUCAGCAUCACAGUGGAGGCAGUUCAGAGGUUUAUCAAUAUUGAGACGAUACACAAUGCGAAACUAUUGGUCGCUGUGGGAACGUUGGGGCUGGUUUUGAAUAUUGUUGGACUAUUCCUGUUUCAUGAACACGGCAGCAGUCAUGGCCACACACACGGCGGAGUUCCACCUCCAUCGAAUGUCAGACACCUCACAGAGUUAGUAAAUAGCAAUGCGGACAUGGCCCUUGGGCAUGCGACCACAGAUAAUGAAGAGACUGACGAAAUGGUACCACCCAAAGUUGACAAGCUACCGAAGAAGCAAGCGCCAAAAAGUACAGACCCAGGGCACUUAAAUAUGAAGGGAGUGUUUUUACACGUGCUCUCCGAUGCAUUAGGCUCAAUAAUAGUGGUUAUAUCGGCAUUAGUUGUAUGGUUGACUGAAUGGGACUACCGAUUCUACAUUGACCCAGCCCUUAGUAUAGUAUUAGUUAUUUUAAUACUUACCUCAGUGUGGCCACUAUUGCGGGAGUCCGCACUUAUUUUGCUACAAACUGUACCUACACAUAUACAGGUGGACGCAAUACAAAGGCGUCUGUUGGACGAAGUGGACGGUGUGUUGGCGGUACAUGAAUUUCACGUGUGGCAAUUGGCUGGAGAUAGGAUUAUUGCCAGUGCGCAUAUAAGAUGUAGAAACUUAUCAGAGUACAUGAAGAUAGCUGAAAAGGUGAAGGAAUUCUUCCACAACGAAGGAAUUCAUUCUACAACGAUACAGCCUGAGUUUGUGGAGUUACCCUUAGAUGGAAAUGAGAUGAUCAGCUCGUCAGCAGAGGCUCCAUGUGCGUUACAUUGCCCGGCGAACGACUCGUGCCAUAACGCUACUUGCUGUGGCCCCAACCAACAGAAACAAAGUACACCAUCGCCGACCGUCACUCCGUACAUGUGCCGGCAGAGGAAUAUGGGAUCCCGAACGGAGUCCCUGAACUCGAAUCUAGGUACAGGGAAUCAGGCAAAUCCGACUACAAGGAAUUUAGAUGCCUUAGAAUGCGGGUCCCUUUUGCCAUCUCCUAUGGGAGAGAACCGACUCGCAGUGUGACAGACGGCCUCCUAACACACAACCAGCUUCUCCCCAAUACACAUUAGUUGUGUUACAAAUUAUAUAUAAUGUUUGGAAGUUAAUUUUUUGCUGGAUUUUGUUUUUCAAAUUUUAGGGAAUUCAAGUAUUCAUAUUUUAAAGAUGACUUAUUGGAGCACAUUCAAACAAACUUUUAUCUUUAUAGACUUGAAUUAUAACAAAAAAAAUUGCUAAAUUAUUUGGUCAACAAAACUUUUGGCGUACUUAAAACCUGUGCCUAUAUUUAUUAAAUUACAACAAAGUUAUCAAAGAAAAAAUUAAAAAAAAAGCAGCGCUCGGUGAGCAUAAUUGGAACUAUUAUUAAAUUCAAUUAUAUAAUUAAUAUGAAAAAGAUUUGUAGGUUUUAAAUUAACCAUAGACGUACAAUAAAGUUAUAUAUAUAUACAGCCUAUAUUUAUUUAGAUUUUUUUUUAUUGUAUAUCAAAAAUCAUCUUUAAAAUAUGAUUUUACUAUAACGCACACUACCAAAACGUGUCAGUAUUGUUAAAUAUGCUACCAAAUAAACAAUAGGAAUGUGUUCUUAGAAAUAAGCGUUUCAAAUUAAAUAUAUAUACCCCAAGUUGUUGCCACGGAAGAUACGGAAUUUAUAUCGACUAAUCGAAGAAUAAAAUAUGAUUUCAUCAUUUAAAUUCUGGAGCUGUUAAAUAUUAAGUUUGACAAUUGCCAGUGCCUCAUUUGUUUCAUUGAUAAUUUUAGCUUUAAUGAAAUUCAUGUAAAACCUGCUUGAGUGUUUUAAAAAUGCUUCGUCUUACAUAUAAAUAUCCCUUGAUUUUUUUUUAUAUUAACCAUAAAACAUCAAUAUUAUUCUUCGAUCAGUUUAAAGUUGUCAGUUCAAAAAAUCGGUUGAUAGUAUUAGGGAAGUUUUCGGCAGUAAUUUCGUUAGUAUUUCUUCAUAUAAGAAUUACAAACAUUUUGUUGAUUUAUUUGUUUUGCAUAGAUUCUUAUGUUUUGGAUUAGAAGGCUAUCCAAAAUAUUUACAACUAGACAAAUCUAUGAUAAUAUGUCAACGACAUUUUGUUACAAUUUUUGUGGUAAAUUGUUGCGUUGAGUCUCUUGAAAUGUGUUGCCAGCAUUUCUUUGAUUUCUAUUUAAAGGUAAAUUAGGCAUAUAAGUAUACCAGGGUUGAUAUAUUAGAAUAUUUCCAUUCAUAUGCACAGUUUCAAUAUAAGUACAAGCAUUGUAGUUAUAUAUCAUGUUCAUUAACCUAUUGAUUUUAUUAUCUAAAUUAAUAUUGAAUACUUGAAGAUAAAGUAUUUUCAAUUUGGCCAAUUUGUGGUAAUACGAACAUUAAUCGAAUAGUCAUUGAGCAACGCUUCGUAUAUAUUUGGAACAAAACGGAAAAUGUAACAGUUAAGAAUACUUGACAUAAAUACCUUAAAGUAUUCACAUACGUCAAUAUGAGUAACAGGUAUGAAAUGGAAACGCGCUUCCAUACUUUUUAAUACGCCCACAGAGCGCUUAAGUUAAAACUUCCUUCUUACUUUUCUAUUGGCUAUUCGAUUAUUGUUCGCGAUAGUCUAUUGACUAUUCUCUAUGGCUGAUGUAAAGUUUACCCCUGACUGGGCGCUAACGUAUGUCUAUAUAAUAAUACUAUAUAAGUUCUAUAUAACAUUCUCGUUAAAAAUUCAGUACAAUAAACCUGUCUUUCAUUUAUAUAAUAAUAUUUAAUUUGACCGGAUCAAGAACCGUACUAAAUUAGAAUUGUAAAAUAAAUUAACACUAAAUAAACGUUGUUUCUACGCGGUAAAUUAAUAGACUAGUUUAAAAAAGGUGAUAUAAAUAUUUAUUUGCUAGACAUGUUGUUAAAAUGAAACAGGAAUAGUAUUUUAUAUUUUUAUUUAGAUUGUUCCAAGCAUUGUUCACACCAAAUAUAGUGUGCAUUUUUAGGUUAAGUAAUCUAAGAUAAUUUGUGACAAUAUAAAAUUAAAUUAUAUCUUGUAGUGUUAUUUUACAAAAAUAAUGGAUCGUUGAUAAAUUAUUUAGACAAAAAAUAAUAACUUGGAGACCUUCGUAUUAACCAAACGUAAAUAUUUCGACCAGGCUAAGGUUUUUCGACCAUACUGUCUUUAUAAUAUCGAAGAUAUAUUUUUAAAAAAAAGCUGACGAAGAUUCUCGAAUAGAGACUAGAAAUGUUACACAUAUUUGUUACAUUCAAAAUGUCAUCAUUCUUUACUUGAAUAUUUAAAGUGAAAAUUAAAUAAAAAUUAGUUUUGUAUUGUCACAAAUUGAAAUAUGUAUUAACAAAAAUUGUUUUUUAUACUUAAAAAAUGUGAUCGUCUUAUUAUAAGAAAAUUACUAAAAAUUCAUUAAAUGGUUUGUAAACGCCUUCUAACGUUCGUAAAGAUCUUGAACGCUUUAUCGUUAAAUCAAACGUUAUGAUAGUGAAAUAUGUUAUAGGUAAAUACCAGAAUAAGCUUUUCAAGUUUUAUACUUUAUUUAUACAAUUAUGCAUAAUUUAUAUGUGUGUAGACUCGGCUUGGGUUCGGUCAUAUUUGGGUUUCAAUAUUUUGCAAAAAAUUUUUUUUGCGACGUAUCGAAAUCAUGGCGGUUAAAAUAACAAGUUGGAAGAUAUUUUUUGUGUAUACGGACUUUUCUUUUGAUAUAAAGCUGUACACAAUUUGCAAAAUACUGAAAAUCAAAUGUAUGUAUGUUUGAGACAUUGACAAAGUGCUGUUGUUAUGGUUCGAAUGUUAGUGAAAUUGUGAAAAUUUUCACAGUUAAUAAAAAUGUACGAAUUAAA
Pieris rapae (cabbage white) is the source of this 4625-nucleotide messenger RNA. RefSeq names its product zinc transporter 1 (gene ZnT63C). The transcript has 10 exons. Gene Ontology annotation, cellular component: membrane. The coding region runs from base 500 to 1846 and encodes 448 amino acids. Gene Ontology annotation, molecular function: zinc ion transmembrane transporter activity. Gene Ontology annotation, biological process: zinc ion transmembrane transport; intracellular zinc ion homeostasis; detoxification of zinc ion. The record is from RefSeq and is a predicted model, not a curated record. Lineage: Eukaryota; Metazoa; Arthropoda; Insecta; Lepidoptera; Pieridae.